AUUGACUACACUGUUUAUCUACGACUGAAUCUUGUUUAUCAUUGAUCGCGGUUUAAAUUUAAUCACCCACUCUCAUUCAGUGAAGCAUCAAAUCCUCCCGAGGGACUAAGCUCUCAGCCUCAGCAUCAACAGAGUGCCCGCACAUCUCGCGAUGAAAGGCGAUACUUUGUGCUGCCUGCAAAGUUGUAUCACAGCAGCAGCACAGCGACAGCAGCAGCAGCAGCAGCAGCAACAACAGCAGCAAUGGCCGCUUUCCGCAGAGUGGCAGCACUGGCCGGUAAGCUAAACCUCAGGACGGCGGCGAGAACCGAGCUCCUCGGCGGUCAGACGGCCAGUGGAGGAAGGACACGGAAAUGUCUGGCUGUCGGGAUGUGUCUCGCAACGGGAGGUGCCGUGGCGGUUUACUUUUACAACGAUACGUGGAGCGGCAGAGGCAGGAAGAGGAUGGGGAGUCACGAAAACAACGGUCUGCUGCCGUUCAUCCCGACCGUUAUUGCCAAGGAGAAGGCACGUCCGUUUGACUUUGAGGAAGGAGACGUGUACAUGUCGUCCCAUGAGCAUCGCUUCCGCAUGUUCAGCUCUGUGGAGUACGAUGGGCAGCUUUACAUGACUCCUCAGAACUUCAUCGAGUCGGUCACCAUGAGCGAACCCAAAAACAAGAGGCCCUGGAGGUCCCUGGCCAAACAGGAGCUGGAGAAGACUUUGGUAGAAACUCCCCCAGUAUGGAGAGGAUCCUCCAAACUGUUCCGCAACCUGAGAGAACGAGGUAUCGUCUCAUACACAGAGUACCUGUUCCUGCUCUGCAUCCUGACAAAGCCCCAUGCUGGCUUUAAGAUUGCUUUCAAUAUGUUUGAUGCAGACGGCAACCAGAUGGUGGACAAGAGGGAGUUCUUGGUGCUUCAGGAGAUCUUCCGGAAAAAAAAUGAAAAAAGAGGGAGGAAAGGAGAUGCGGAGAAGUCGGCACAGCUGAGUAUGCAGCUCUAUGGAUAUCAGGUUGCCCCCAUGAACAGCGUGCUAAAAAAAGACAGUCAGGAGUUUGUGGCGCGGAGUUACUGGGACGUUCUGAGGCGAGGCGCAAGUCAAGUCCUUUUUUCUGACCUGGCAGAGCGAGCAGAUGAGAGUAUCACAAUCGACACCACCCUAUUGGUCCAUUUCUUUGGGAAGAAAGGGAAGGCAGAGCUUACAUUUGAUGACUUCUACAGGUUUAUGGAUAACCUCCAAACAGAAAUGUUGGAAAUUGAGUUUCUGACUUACUCUAAAGGAAUGACCACCAUCAGUGAAGAAGACUUUGCCAAAAUCCUGCUUCGCUUCACCAAUGUGGAGAACAUCAGCGCCUACCUGGAGAAUGUCCGCCACUGUAUACCUGACGAGAAGCAGGAGGGAAUCACCUUCGAUGAGUUCAGAUCAUUCUUCCAGUUUCUCAACAACCUCGAGGACUUUGCCAUUGCCAUGCAGAUGUACAAUUUUGCUUCUCGCUCCAUUGGACAAGAUGAGUUUGCAAGAGCGGUGUAUGUGGCCACUGGGCUGAAGCUGACACGUCACCUCGUACACACCAUCUUCAAGAUCUUUGACGUGGAUCACGACGACCAGCUCUCCUACAAGGAGUUCAUUGGAAUAAUGAAGGACCGGCUGCACAGGGGAGCCAGGGGAUAUAAAUCAUUGGAGCGUGCCGUCUCCUUUAAAUCCUGUCUGAAGAGGGAGCUUGCAGGCAGCAGGUGAAGGGCCGACACCACUCCUUCUCCGGCUGUGUCCGCUCUGGAGCCAGGAGACAAGUGAAGCAGCUCUGGAGGAAGUACAAGGAGAAGAUGUAGAGGAGGAGGAUGAGAAAAGAUGAAGAAGUAGUUCUGAAAUGGAAUAAGUCAAAUUCAUCUCUUAUCUAGUGGCCUGAGUCCACAACACUGUUAAUAAGACAGAUCUCCAUUGGACCUGAACACAGCUGACUGACAUCACUACCAUUUACCUCUGGUUUUACCAGUCAUUCCAGUUGAUCUGAUGCCAAAUAUAAUUUAUAGUGUAGUCUUUACUUUCCGAGCACCUCUACAAGUUAGUAGGGCUACAACCAAUGAUUAUUUAUAUUUGCUAUACAUUUAAAAAACGCUAUGAAAACUGUUGUUUUACUUUUUAAGUUUGACCAACCCUUAUAAUGUUUUCACUUAAUGGAUGAGCUUUUUUAAUUACCAAUUACAUUUAUAAUAUAUUCCUUUUAAAGUAAGAAAGAACACUGCACUACAAGCUAUAACAACUGAAAGAGCACAACAUUAAUAAAUAAAACACUGAAAUUAGAGAAUUAAACAAAGUUAUAGUUCAUAUUUAUUGUCUUUUCUUAUUUGUAUCUAUUUCAGUCUCUUUCUCGCUUACAUUUAGUUUGAUCACAUCUAUUAAAGCCAGUAUAGUUUAUUUUACUACACUAAGAGAGUAUAUACACACCAUUAGUAAGGAUGCUAUAUUAUUUUAAUAGUACUACAUAGGUUAUGUCUUUGACCUGGACAGCAUAGAACAUGGUGGAUAUUUUUUUUGUAUUAUUGUGACUGUACUGUUAUAUGACAUGACUGGAUCAAUUAAGGUUUUGGAUAUUUUGUGUUGUCUUAGUUGCAUGUAUGACAAUAUAUAUGGCAAGAUAUAUGACAUAGAUAUCCACAUCAGUGCCUUCUUUACAUUCCCUUUCUCAUCUGAGAAAAUAUCACAUAGCAAGCCAAACUAAGCUACUUAUUCAGCACUGUGUAGCUCUAUACAGCAACAUAAUUGCCGAACAUGUGCAAUGACUACAUUAUGUGUUUUGUGACCCAAUCGUUAAUGUUUUUAAUAUAGCACGAAUCAUUGAAUAUCAUUUUUGAGUGUUUGUGAAUUUUUUGUGUCUUGAUGUGGAAAUGUGGAAUAUAUUUAAAAUAUAUUGAAAUGAAGGUUGUUGGAAACUUUUUUCUCAUGAUGUAAAUAAUGCUAACCGUGUUUGCAAUAAUGAAUUUGUCCCCACAAGUGGACCUGGUGAUUUAAUUUCCAUGCAUGAAUAAACUAUUUUAAGCAGA
Molecule: messenger RNA, 3023 nt
Organism: Trematomus bernacchii (emerald rockcod)
Lineage: Eukaryota; Metazoa; Chordata; Actinopteri; Perciformes; Nototheniidae
Gene: micu3a
Product: mitochondrial calcium uptake family, member 3a
Exons: 16
Coding region: 244-1719 (491 amino acids)
Biological process (GO): calcium import into the mitochondrion; mitochondrial calcium ion homeostasis
Cellular component (GO): uniplex complex
Molecular function (GO): calcium ion binding
Source: RefSeq, a predicted model, not a curated record